GGACACAAAAGUAAAUCGGGAACAGUUAGAUCAAAUUUAGGCAAUGAUGUGUUGUUUGGCAAUAAUAACUGUUUGCUGCCAUCAUAUCAAUGAUUUCAUAAUUGCCAUCAAAGACAACAACAAUAACUGUUGUCAACAACAAUGAGUGACAAAACACCGGUUCCGAGUAGUGGCCAACAAUCGGACAACAAGUUGACCGCAGCCGAGGCCAACCAUUUGCUAACAGUUAUGAUGAGAGCAAAACAAUUUGAAGCCCAAGAGCUGGCACUCCAGAGUCAACCAAUUGAAGGACAGUUAAACAAAUAUACUAAUGUUGUAAAGGGAUGGCAAUAUAGAUGGUUUGUCCUCAACCCAAAUCGCGGGACACUUGAGUAUCAUAUGUUGGAAGAAAAAAAGAAGUCUCAUCCGCGCGGAUGUGUAUAUCUGGCCGGUUGUGUGAUAUCGCCGUCCGAUGAGGACUCGCAAACAUUUACAGUUUCUGCCGCUUGCGGUGAGGUCUACAAGUUGAAGGCGGCCGACGCUAAAGAGCGACAAUUCUGGGUCAAUAAACUAAGACAAGUGGCCUUAAAUCAAGAGAACCGUAUCGCCGCACAGCACCCGCCACUGCACUCAUCAGUAGCUAAUACAGUGUCGACUACCGGCUCAAUGAAGUCGUCAACCAAAUCGAUGAAACGUCAAACCAUUGGUGGCGGUACCGCCGGUAACAGCUCAUCACUGGAAACGGUUCGCGAUAUACUCGUUCAAACUCAACGAUAUCAACGAACUUUAGUUAACUCUAUUGAAGAUUAUACCUGUAAUGAUGAGGAACUCCUACUGAUGAAGGCUACUACCUAUUCGGCUGUUAUGUCAUUAGAGCAAUGUUUUGCUAUAUUGUUGUCGAUACAGAAUUCAAAAUUAAACUAAACUUAGAUUUAAAUUAUUGGUUGUUAUAAAUUUUUUAUAGUAUUUUUGUACAAAUAGUUAAAUUAAAAAUCGCGUGAAAAAUCAAACGUUGAAUCAAUUAAUUUUUUAAAAAAAAUCUGUAUUGUCAUCCGAUCCG
Molecule: messenger RNA, 1039 nt
Organism: Oppia nitens
Lineage: Eukaryota; Metazoa; Arthropoda; Arachnida; Sarcoptiformes; Oppiidae
Product: oxysterol-binding protein-related protein 11-like
Exons: 4
Coding region: 142-903 (253 amino acids)
Source: RefSeq, a predicted model, not a curated record